AUGACAUUCCAGUGUCCUUCGUGCGGGAAAGGUGGUUUCAAGGAUGAUGUAGCCGUUGCUCGGCACAUGAGCCAACCUCGCUCUGGCUGCAGUACAUGGCUGCAGGAUUUGAUAUGCUCGCGCUCUGAGUCUGAUAUGGACGAUGAACCUGUGAGUACUAAUACUAUGGACGAUGGACCACAUACUAUUCCCGACAUCGAGACUGGUGGUUUUGGAGAUUGGGAUGAGAUGUUUGGAGGGAGUAGUAGUGAGCGCCAGGCUUACGAAGAGAGGACACCAACUCGUAACUCAGAAGUCAUCGACUUGUAUCCUGACUGCGCUCGAUCAUACGGCAGGGGCUACACAUUCCUCGAUGUAUUCAAUUCAGACGAGAACAGCAAACACUGUGCAAUGAACCCGUAUUAUCCAUUCAGUGGCCAGAAAGACUGGGAAGUUGGGUCAUGGCUACUUCGCUCUGGAUUAAGCAUGGGGAAGAUAGACAGUUUUCUUUCGCUCGACAUGAUAAAGACCCUUCCGUUGUCGUUCCAUUCGGCCAAGGAGCUGCAUGGCAGAGCGGAAAUGUUGCCUAGUGGCCCGCGCUGGAUGUCUCAAGUAGUACCUACAGCACAUCCCACAAAAUUGCCUGUUGUCUUGUAUUGGCGUGAUCCCUUAGAUUGUAUUUCGGGCCUUCUCAACCACCCUGCCUUUCACAAUCAUCGAGACUUUACGCCUCGCAGGGUGUAUAGCACUGCGCAGCGGCUGUGCCGUGUAUAUUCAGAGUGGAUGACUAGUGAUGAUGCGUGGAAUAUGCAGUCGGCCCUACCAAGAGGUGCAACACUCCUGGGGACCAUCUUAUCGUCUGACAAGACGAAUAUAUCAACCAUGACGGGUGACAGAGUUGCACACCCCCUUCUGAUUAGUCUUGCCAACAUAGGCAUGUCCACGCGACUCAAGUCGUCUUCGAAUGCCUUUGUGCUUACUGCUCUACUUCCUGUCCCAAAAUUCAUCUACAAGAAAAAAUGCAUGCGAGGCGUACUUGAGGAUUGCCUCAUUCACGAAUGCUUAGAUAUUGUUCUCCGUCCACUCAAGCUGGCUGCUCACGAAGGAGUCAUGCUAUCGGACCCUCCUCGCACACGAGCAACUACACUCUCCCAGCUGGACAUUGCGCGGAGUAAAGCUGAUCCCAAUGACAUCGAGAUAUUUUUUCGCAAAGCACAGAAGUUUCGUUUGAAUGGCGUGAACGCACCAUUCUGGAUGGAUUGGGUCCUCAGUGAUCCAUCACAUUUUCUCACUCCCGAAUUUCUUCACCUCAUUCAUCGCGAGUUCUACAACCACGACACAAAGUGGCUUAUUUGCGCAGUAGGUGAUACAGAGAUUGACUUUCGGUUCUCUGUGUUGCAGGCUGUCACUGGGUUCCGUCAUUUUCAUGGCAGGAUUUCAAAACUCAAACAGGUUACAGGACGUACUCAACGCGACAUUCAACGCUCAAUCAUUGCAGUCAGUGCGGAUGCAAUUCCUAGCGCAGUGAUGACUGCUGUACGAGCUCUGAUGGACUUUCGAUAUCUCGUACAGUCACCCGUAAUUGACGACAUCCUACUCGCCCGAAUUUCCACUGCACUUGAUCAUUUUCACGCUAACAAAGAUGCUAUUAUAGAGGGUGGAUUUCGUCGUGGUCAGCGUGGCAGAGUUAUCGAGAACUGGUACAUACCGAAGCUUGAGCUUAUGCAGUCCAUAGUUCCAAGCAUAAAGAACACUGGAGUUCCUCUGCAAUGGACAGCCGAUACCACGGAGCAUGCCCACAUAACAGAAAUCAAAAGUCCUGCUCGCUCGAGCAAUAAUAAUAAUUACGAUCCCCAGAUAUGUCGCCAUCUUGACCAUGCUGAUAAAUGCCGCUGCUUUGACCUCGCUAUGAGUCUGCUCGACAAUGUCCCAGACUCAGGGCAGCAGGAUCCAGAUGAUGAUGAGAAGGAUGAGAAUGUCGAUUUCGACAUGGACGAUGAUCACGAUAUCCCAGCAGACCUUCUUACGACAAUGAAACACCCUGGACAUUCGUGUCCAAUCACAAAUUACUUCAGAAUUGCCAAGGUCCUCCAGCACAGGGAAGUGGGGACAGUCAUCAUUAACAACAAGGCGAGGUACUUAUGGCCAGAAGAUGGUCUUCGUGGUACGUUAUGA
This is a messenger RNA of Suillus fuscotomentosus, 2154 nucleotides long. RefSeq lists its product as uncharacterized. NCBI's taxonomy places the organism in Eukaryota, Fungi, Basidiomycota, Agaricomycetes, Boletales, Suillaceae. The coding region runs from base 1 to 2154 and encodes 717 amino acids. The record is from RefSeq and is a predicted model, not a curated record. The transcript has 4 exons.